AUGUGUGUAGUGGCUGCUGCUGGUUCAUCUAAACAAGGCCAUGUCUUUGGACUUGGAGCCUUGCGCAACGAGGUUUUACCAGCAUUUGAGGCUUCGUCAAGUGCACAACAUCCUUUUGAAGAACCAGAGAUAAUAACACAAUGGCUUGAAGAGGUAGAAGCAGAACUAAAACAAAGCCGUGAAGAGAAACAAGAAUUUCAGAGAAGAUUUGAAUCCAUGGAGAAAAUUGUUCAGUCUUUGGCAAGUCACAAUGCUUAG
This is a messenger RNA of Arabis nemorensis, 258 nucleotides long. Lineage: Eukaryota; Viridiplantae; Streptophyta; Magnoliopsida; Brassicales; Brassicaceae. The record is from the annotation of a GenBank genome assembly.